UCCGUCUCCACCACCACCACAUUGGGCGUCACCUACACCUCGCCGCCGCCGCUUUCCCCUUCCUCUACACCCUCCCUCCCAGCGGAUCGCGUCCUCUCCGCUCUCUCCUCCCUCAACAUCCACUCUCUCCGCCUCCCAAACCCCGAUCCUAACCUAAUCCGCUCUUUCGCUUUCACCAACACCUCUCUUUUCCUCUCCAUCCCUAACUCCCUCCUCCCUCCUCUCGCCGCCAACCGCUCACUCGCUGCCCGCUGGCUUUACGGUCACGUCCUCCCUUUCUACCCUCGCUCGAAGAUUUCUCUCAUUUCAGUUGGAGACGAUGCCGUCUCGCAAUUGUCUCCCUUUUUACUUCCUGCAAUCAGGAACGUGUACCUGGCACUCCGUGACCUCGGGAUUAAAAAAAUCUCAGUCUCCACGACUUUCUCUUUCGUGAACGUUAUUACGACGCCAUUUCCACCUUCUUCUGGUACUUUCCAAGAACCGCUUGGGGAAUUAUUGAUAAAGCCAUUGCUUCAGUUCUUGGAAGAUACAAAUUCAUCGUUCUUGGUGAAUCUUUAUCCGUAUAACUUGUAUAGGAUCAACUCUGAGAUUCCAUUAGGGUUUGCUUUGUUUCAAGAGCAUCCAUUCAAUUUUAGAGAUGAUUUGAUUACUGGAGUUAGAUACUGGAAUCUUUUCGAUAUGAUGGUGGAUGCGGUUGUAAGUGCACUUGCGGUGGCCGGACAUGAGAACCUUCCGGUGAUAGUGGCGGAGACUGGGUGGCCGAGUACCGGUGGAGAUCAAACUGAGGUUGAUGCGAAGCUAGAGUAUGCCGAGAUGUAUAUUAGGGGUUUGGUCGGGCAUUUAAGGUCUGGGGUGGGCACCCCGUUAAGGAAAGAAGGGGUUUCACAGGCUUAUAUAUUCGAGUUGAUUGAUAAGGAUAAUGUGAAACAAGGGACUAGAAGUUGGGGGAUUUUGUAUGCGAAUAUGAGUAAGAAGUAUCAUGUUGAGUUCUCUGGUUGUGGUGGAAGUGGCGUGGGAAGGGUGCUUUCGAUGCGUGUUUGCUUGGUAUGGUGGUUAUUGGCUGGUUUCUUUCUUGUUUAGUGGAUUUGGGUGACUGGGAAUUUCUCCUGAUUUGUUUGGUGGAGUACUGGGAUUUGAGUAAACAGCUUUGUUUAGUACUGCUGUUGGAGAGCUAAAUGGAAAAUAGGGUUAAUUUGUUCCUGGUUUCUGCUUUCUGUUGGAUGGAUAGGGUUAACUAGUACUGCACACGUUUUUUGUUUACUGUUGUUGAGAUAAUAGUAAGUAGGAGUUGAUUCUAAGAAGUUUAGAUUUCUUCAAAUAGCCCUUUUGAUGUUGACAAAUGAUGGGUUUUUCAUGAGAUUUAGUUUGUGUUUUGGGAGGGGAAGUCACAACGUGUAAGUUGUUGUAGAUUCGAUUAGAUAAGAUUUCUUGCAAGGCCUUUAAUGUUCUACAUCUCAAAUUUGUAGUGACUGGAAAUUUGGAAUUCCAUAAUCUGUUUCUACACAUUUUGUUGUUUAGAAAGCUGUAGUGCAAAGUGGUGUUGAGUUUCAUGCAAUGGUUGAUCUAUGGCACUUUUUUGUUACUGCACGAGAAAGAAUGGUUGAUUGAUUGUUCACCAGCAUCAUCGUGCCGGAAUCCAUAAGCAUUUGAUCGUCUACAUCAGAUACAUGACAAAAGGAAUUCAAAUUAUUGUUACUACCAGAGAAAGAAUGCCUGAUGAUUCAUGUGAUGGGAAAUUUUUGUUCAUUAGGAUGAUUAAAUUGAUAGAGCUUGUUUAAUCAGUACCUUGAAUUAGAGCCUUAAAGCACCAAUUCCAAGGGCACAGAUGCCCUGCCAGCCAUAUUUAUCUGCACAGCGUGAGAUUGUUUGUUUAGAUGAUGCGAUACACAAAGGCACAUCAUCUUCGACUUUCCAAAAGCACAUCCAAAAACCUUAAAAGCAGUUGAAAUGACGGUAAUUUAAUCUCCCUGACAACAAUGUUAUACGUUUUAUGGGAUUUGGGUAAGGCUUUUCACUAUCUUGUGAUUUGUUGAGUAAUUGCAUCGCAUUGAGCAGUUUAAUAU
Molecule: messenger RNA, 2063 nt
Organism: Populus trichocarpa (black cottonwood)
Lineage: Eukaryota; Viridiplantae; Streptophyta; Magnoliopsida; Malpighiales; Salicaceae
Product: glucan endo-1,3-beta-glucosidase 2
Exons: 1
Biological process (GO): carbohydrate metabolic process
Cellular component (GO): plasma membrane
Molecular function (GO): hydrolase activity, hydrolyzing O-glycosyl compounds
Source: RefSeq, a predicted model, not a curated record